Messenger RNA from Linnemannia hyalina, 1539 nucleotides. The record is from the annotation of a GenBank genome assembly. Lineage: Eukaryota; Fungi; Mortierellomycota; Mortierellomycetes; Mortierellales; Mortierellaceae.
AUGGCAAUGACCUACGAUACCCUCACCCAGCCUCAAACCCAAGAGCCCACGCCCAUAGCCUUUGCCAAGGUCGGAUCCCCCAUGGCCAUCGUCGACGGUGUCGCCUUCUCCGGCGGGGACGAGUGGACAAACUACGGUGGUAACCAGACCGUCCAGACUGAACGUCUCUUCUACCCCAAAACCCUCGAGGACCUCAAGGUGAUCGUCCGCGAAGCCCGCAACAAUAACAAGAAGGUCCGCUGUGUCGGUUCUGGCCACUCUUGGUCGGCCACCGCUGUCACGCCCGAUUACAUGGUCUCUGUAAAUGGGAUGGACAAGAUCCAUAAGCCGGUCCGAGCCCAGGAUGGCAGUGGGUGGACGGUGACCUUGGAGACUGGAGUGUUGGUGUCGCAGUUGGAUACCUUUUUGAGGGCGCAUAACCCCCCACUGGCCGUGCCCUCCCAGGUCGUUCCUGAUGUCGCGCACAGCAGUGAAUUUCACUCUAACCGCUCAUUGUUCUCUUCACGUUUCAAUGAUCUUUCUCAGGUCCGUUUUGGGGGUAUCCUCACCAUGGGCUGCCACGGCGGAGGCUUGAACUUGAGAACAUUGUCGGACACGAUCACCGAAAUGAAGAUUGUCAAUGCCCACGGCGAACUCGUCACCUACUCCGCUGCUAAGGACCCCGAAGCCUUCAACGUCGCCUGCCUCAACCUGGGACUCCUCGGCAUCAUCUACACCGCGACCAUCAAGGUCGAGGAAAUGAAUACCCGUCUCCGCGUCACAGAUUCCUUCCCCACCCUCGCUUCCCUCUUCCAGUCUCCCCAAGCUGGUUUGAACCUCAAGGCCCUAAUCCUGGGAAACGACUCGACAGAGUUCUUCCACUGGCCCUUCCAGCGCUUUAUGCAACCUGAUCAGAACAAGAACAUCUGGGUCAAGGAAUCGAAGAGGACCACUGAGCCCGCUGAGGAUCUGAAGAAGUAUGAGGGUUUGCCACCAAUGGUCGAUAACCCGUUCUUUUCGACGUUCCAGACGGGUUCAAGGAUCAUGGAGAUCCCUGACGCAUUGCACUUCCCGAUUGGUGAUGGUGUUACGACUGUUGUUGAUGCCGGUUGCGCGAUCAAGGUCGAUUCUGACUUCAAGAACAUCUGUGAGACCAUUACCGAGCUCAUCGAGAAGAACUGGGAGUUCGCGACAAGCAUGCCGGAGCGUAAAGACACAGCGAUUGAGUUCCGCUUCAUCAAGGCCUCGGACAAGAUCCUGUCGCCCGCCUACGACAAAGACCCCGAAACCAUUUUCUGCAUGAUCAGCAUCCUGGCUGUCUCGGGCACCCCUGACUUUGAAGAGUACUCUGCCAGCAUUAUCGCCAACUGGAUCGGCAAGUACAACGCCAAACCCCAUUGGCCAAAGAUGUGGGAAAAAGUCGACGGUAUUAUCCCAUACCUCCAGCGCGAAUACGGCGACCGCAUCACACGCUUCAACCGCGUCCGCAAGUCCCAGGAUCCCGCCGACAUGUUCGUCAACGAUACCUGGAGGCCUCUCUUCCAGGAGAACGAAUACUAA